This is a messenger RNA of Patella vulgata (common limpet), 3839 nucleotides long. Its product is annotated as zinc finger protein 239. NCBI's taxonomy places the organism in Eukaryota, Metazoa, Mollusca, Gastropoda, Patellidae. The transcript has 2 exons. Gene Ontology annotation, biological process: regulation of transcription by RNA polymerase II. Bases 256 to 1248 code for a protein of 330 amino acids. Gene Ontology annotation, molecular function: RNA polymerase II cis-regulatory region sequence-specific DNA binding; DNA-binding transcription factor activity. The record is from RefSeq and is a predicted model, not a curated record.
GGAAGUGAAUUUCAAUGAAAGCAGAAACAAUUUAACGGACGUUUUAAUGUCUACAAUAUCAGCCUGUGUGAAAUAUGACUUCACGUUGGAAGCAGAGAUUUAGUAAUCCCUGCUUUUCGCACAAAAUACGAUUUUAAACUAAACAAAGCAUGCCUGACUAAAUUAACAAAGUUGCCAGCCCCAUUUACAAUUUACCCUUGUUUUAUACAAUAAUAAACUCCAGUUCAGCUAGGAUAAACAUUACCAACAAAAGAAAUGGAAACUAAAGAUGUUAUAACUUUUCAUCAGUGUCUUGUAUGUGAAGAAAUUUUUCAACAAUAUAAUGAUUUAGAGCUACACAAUAAAAUACAUGUUAAAGAAGAGAAAACUGCUGAUAUAAAUGAAUAUUGUCAUGUUAAAAGAGAGAAAACUGAUGAUGUAGAUGAAUAUUGUCAUGUUAAAGAAGCGAAAAUUGAUAAUGUAGAUGGAUAUUAUAUUAACAAAGACAAAACUGAUGACAUAGAUGAAUAUUGUCAUGUUAAAGAUGAGAAAACCGAAGAUGUUCAAACAUGCUAUCAGUGUAAUUUGUGUGAUGCAGAAUUCAGAUUAGAAACUGAUUUAGAAAAACACUGUGAAAUACAUGUUAAAGACGAAGAUUCUGUUUUACAGCAUGGUAAAAAUUGGGAGAAGAGUUUUAACCAGUAUAAUGAAACAGAGAUACAAAAACAAAUAGGCUCUAAAAAACGCAUGAUACAUGUGCAUGUUUGUGGAGUUUGUAGUAAAUCAUUUAUUAGAAAGUCGAGUCUACAGAAGCACAUGAGAAUUCACACGGGAGAAAAACCCUAUCCCUGUGGAGUCUGUGGAAAAUUAUUCUCCAUUUUCAGCAAUCUAAAACAGCACAUGAAAAUUCACACCCAUGAAAAAAACUUUAAAUGUGAUGUGUGUGGGAAAUCAUUUAUUACAAAAAGUGUAGUGAAAAAACACAGAAGAACUCAUACACGAGAAAAGCCCUAUAAAUGUGAUGUUUGUAGUAAAUCAUUUAUACAGAGUAGUCAUUUGCAACAACAUAAGAAAAUACAUUCUGGGGUAAAACCAUAUAAAUGUGAUGUUUGUAGUAGAGAAUUUACUGUUUUCACCAAUCUUCAAUCUCAUGAAAGAAUUCAUACCGGCGAAAAACCAUUUAAGUGUGAUUUUUGUGGUAAAACUUUCGGUCAGGGUAGUAAUCUAAAAGCACAUACAAAGAUUCAUACCGUAAAGAAACCUUUGUAAUGUAUCUUGUUGAUGGAGAAGGGGAGAUAACUCUGGAACAGAAGGUUGCUGAGUGCUGUAUAUCGACAGGAUUCAUCCUCUCAUGACCUCAUUGCUUCAACCUUUGUAAUGUAUCUCGUUGAUGGAGAAGGGGAGAUAACUCUGGAAUUAAAGGUUGCUGAGUGCUGUAUAUCGAUAGGAUUCAUCCUCUCAUGACCUCAUUGCUUCACACCAAAUUUGAAAGAAAUCUGUUAAGAUCUGUAGUGUGUGUUCCAGUAGACAUACGUGUAUGUGGCAUUAACACAGGGUUCCAUUCGACAGGUGUCUUGUGGUGAUUGAGCUUUUACAGUUGCAGCACCCAUACUAUGAAACAAACUCCCAGCAUUUGUAAAGGAAGCCAUAACAUCAGAGUCCUUUAAAUCAUGCUUGAAGAUUCACUUAUUUAAUUGUGAAUGCCAAACUUGACAGUGUGCUUAGCACCAUAGUUCUGGAUGAGAGGCACUAUACAGUCCUAGGACUAACUAGAAAUUAGGCAGAUUUCUUCUAGUUUAGGAAUGUGACUUCAAUUGAACGUAGAAAUAAACAAAUUUAAUAACAAUUUAAUAUAAUGAAAAUAAAAUUGAUUCAAUUAUUCAAAGAUUACAUAAUAUAAUAAUAAGCUUAUUUAAUUAGAUGUAAUAUCUACAGCAUCUUGUCUAAGCCACGGUAUACAAAUAUCAGGUUCUAUGAGAUUUUCAAUUCAAAUUGAAAUUGAAUAAGAGAAACUAAUCAAAUUAAAUAUAGAAAGAAACAAAUUUAAUAACAAUUUAGUAUAAUAAUAAAAAAUUGGAUUCAAACAUUACAUAAAAUAAUAAUAAUAAGCUUAUUUAAUGAGAUGUAAUAUCUACAGCACCUUUAAGAGUAUAACUCAUUAAGUAAUUAUCAGAAAAUCAUUAGAAUUUGUUUCGCCCAUGUUGAUGUUUAGUAUACAAAAUAUUUAAUACCAUGGAUUUAGGUGUUCGUGUCAAGACCUUAAAAUCUGAAUAUCAAUCCAAAGUCAAUCUAAACAAUUAUGUAAAGGCGUAAACGAGGUGUAUAAAUAUAAAAUCAAUCGGAUGAUACAUGUAACUAUCUGGCAGUAAUUAUCGGAAAUCAUUGAAAAUCAAUAGGCUUCUUUGUCUGAUGACCUUAACUUUAGCCUCUAGAGCGUCCACAAUAUUUUUCAAAGUGAUAAAGGGCCAUAACUCUGGCAGUAAUUAUCGGAAAUCAAUAGACUUCUUCGUCCUGUGACCUGAACACUGUGUAUAAAUUUAAAGUCAAUUGGAUAUUAACUUUACUUCUAAAGGAACCACAACCUUGUAUUACAUACUUUAACGCUAUUUGCGUACAGGGAACGAACAUUGUGUCUGGCAAUUUUGGUCCAAUUUUCACGAAAUUCGAACUGUUAUAUUUUCAAACAGUUUUUUUAAAUCAAAUAAAAACUGUGACUUCUAGAGGGUCCAUAAGCUAAAUUUACAGUCCGAUACAUGCCACCUAUAUUUCAAGUUUCAACAAUAUCAAAUAAAAAACGUGACCUGUAGAGUCUCCACAAUAUGGACAGGGGCAAUUCGGUCAAUAUUCGUAAAAAAAAAGUGUUAAGCUGUUAUCAAUCAACCUCAUCAUCGAUAAUAAAUAUGUUUUAUAUAAAAAGAGCUUUUUAUUUUUGAAAUUAAAAUGUUGUCAUUUGAUACGCCCAAUGGCAGGUUUAUAGCUGUCAACUCUUAUCUAAUAAUAAUGCUACUCAAGAUGGACAUGUUGUUUUGAUUAGCAUUCCAGGCAAUUAAAAUUCAGUGAACCCGACCAAACCCAAACAUCCAAAAUUUAGCUCUUUUUUCUAGUUAGUCCUAGGACUGUAUAUUAAUUUAUUAGUAUUAUUUUGAACUCUGUAAUAAAAACAAAGAUAAACAACAAAUCCGUGCCAGAGUCUGAAUUUAUGCCUGACAAUAUCUGUGAAUUUUGACUUAUUUGCAGGGUUGAUUAGUGAUAACAUCUGUGACCUUUGACUUAUUUACUCGGUUAGUUAGUGAUAAUAUCUGUGACCUUUUGACAUAUUUGCUGGGUUGAUUAGUGAUAAUAUCUGUGUCUUUAACACUGGGAGGAAAUCAGAGGUUGUCAUGUACAAGCGGGGUAUAAAAACCAUGCCACUUGACUCAAUGACAGAUCUUGUGAGAGAAAGAGAGAAAUGGGGUUCAACAUCCUCUUGAUGUACGGUUGUAUGUGACAAGGAGUAGGGUCGCCUGUCCAACCUCGUGGGUUUUCUCCGGGUCCUCCGGUUUCCUCCCACUGCUAAAGACCCCUACGCGCAAGCGAAUUAUUGAAAUAAAAUUAAACCAUAUGUUAGUCCCGAAAUGACCUAGUUUGUGUCGAGUGGACGUUAAACCCCAUUUCUCUCUCUCUCUCAUUCAGUCUCCCACUGGACAAAACAGAAAUCAAGUUGCUGAUGAUGAUCCAUGAUAAUAAUAACUUUUAUUUGAGAAUCGUUUGGAGGUCUUGUGUACACAUUGGCGUGCACAAAAAAAAAACCUUCAGCUGUCCGGGAAAAGUUUCCUCAUGGCACAAUGUAUGGUGUAUGCUCGUUUUCAUUAGCCCAGUCG